Molecule: messenger RNA, 5344 nt
Organism: Patella vulgata (common limpet)
Lineage: Eukaryota; Metazoa; Mollusca; Gastropoda; Patellidae
Product: WD repeat-containing protein 54
Exons: 7
Coding region: 46-645 (199 amino acids)
Molecular function (GO): protein binding
Source: RefSeq, a predicted model, not a curated record
AGUCAAGAUCCAGAUAAAAGUUGUUUUGCUCGAGGCAUAACUGAUAUGGGAGAUAAUUUGAUCUGUGUAGGGACAGAAGACGGACAUAUUUUAAUUUUUAACAUUCCACCCAAAUCUACAAACAUCAAUCAUUUAGACACGUUAAAAGGAGCAUAUUCGUCAUCUAUCUGUGAUUUAGCAUCAGAGAAGAAUAUAUUAGUUAGCAGUGAUGACCAGGGAAAUAUAGUCGUGUGGAAAUUUCUAGGCCAACAGUUUCAACAAUCUCAUAAAAUAGCUGGUUCAGGUGUACCAUGUACAAGUGUGCGAUUAUGGAAGGGAAUUAUUGUCGGAGGUUACGGAUCAGGACAUAUACGUGUUUACAGCGCAUCCUCGGGAAAAAUAGGAGCAGAGGUCACAGCACAUGCUCGGAUGAUCAAUGGAAUUGAUAUAGCCACUCAAUCCGGUUUAGUCUUAUCAGUUAGCGACGAUUCAUUUUUUCGUGUGUGGCAAUUACAAGAGGGCAAUCUUCCUCAGAUCUCCUAUAAAUGUCACGAGAUGGUUACAGAUCUUCAGCUGGUUGGUGGAUGUUUUGUUGACCCUCAGGGAUGUGCCAUAUGUUUAACUGGUUACGAUAACAGCGAAAUACAAUUCUACAUUAAAUCUUAACAUAAUAACGAUAUCGUUAGGAAACUUAAAGUAGCUAAAUCUCUUUGUUUUAGGUUAAAACUGUAAUAUCUGAACCUUGACUUUAUCUGAACCUUGGCUUCAAACUGUAAUAUCUGAACCUUGACUUUAUCUAAGGAACUAAGAUUUUAAAUGUAGAAUUUUUGAAAAAAAAGUCAACAUAUGAAAUUUAAUUAAACUAACAGUUGUAAUUUUAACCCAAAUCAAAAAGGUUGUAAUUAGUUUUUUUCAGAGCUCAAAUUUACACAGAAUAUGAUUGAAAGACUAAUAUGUCAUUUUGUCUGGAAAUUAGGGAGUGACUCUUUAUUUUUUUUAUUCAAAUGAUUAUUUUUUUGGCCAAUUUUAUUGAAGAGCUCAAUUUUGCAUAUUUUGUGACUUAAGGAAUAAGGCUCGACAUGACUGGUCUGUAAAAUCUUUGUAACCUAGUAACAUGUAGCAUGAUGUAACCUAGCAACAUGUAACAGGACGCAACCUAGCAACAUGUAGCAUGAUGUAACCUAGCAACAUGUAACAUGAUGUAACCUAGCAACAUGUAACAUGAUGUAACCUAGCAACAUGUAACAUGAUGUAACCUAGCAACAAGUAGUAAGAUGGGGUACAUAAAUAUUUCAUUGUAAACUAGACUUGCACAGGACUAAUUCAUAGAAGUUUUGAAACAAGAGAUUUAAUGAUCUACAUAAAAUUACGCAUUAUUAUGGAAUGGGAAUCCAUCACUUGUCUACAUAUUCACCAAAGAUACAACACCAAUUUUAUGUUUUAUGAAAUAUUUUUAGUCCUUAUGUAAUUUUAUAGGCUUUGUAUAUGAACAUCAGUUUUCUUCUAAGACCCCUACAUACAUUGUAGUCACAUCAACAUAUAUUAAAGGACAAUAUUGGUGUCAGUCUUUAUUACAUAUGUGAUAGAAGUGGUUAAACAUGCUCCAAAUAUUAUUUUAUCACAGAGAUCAUUGCUACGAUAGAUGCGUAAUGAAGGUUUCAACAAACGGAAGUGACGAACUCAAAAGGAAAACAUGAGUUAUCCCUCUAUAUAACUGACUGAAGUGACGAGUGAUAACAGAUACAUGGGCGAAUUUCUGCUCAGUUUUCUUCUAAGACUUAGAUUAGUAGACCACUACAUACAUUGUCGUCUAGGGCUAGAUCAAUGUGUAUUUAAUUAGAAGCCAUGAAUCUGAUCUGUCUCUGCCACUGUAUCUUUAUGUUAAAAAGUCAAAUUAUAAAAAAGGAUCAAAUAUAUUUCGAACAAAAACUUCACGCAAUUCCUUCUGAUUUUUAGAUUUUUUUGAUAAAAUUGUUACUGAAUUAAUUUUCAUUAUAUUGGUGUGAUAUAUCAUCAUUACGACCGUUCUCCUUACACGCAUCAAUAUUGUUGAGUCUCAUCUUGAUUGACAAUUUGUCACACCAGCUUUAAUUAUUACUUCCGUUUACAAUUUGUUAACAAGAGGCUUGAAUUUUAAAGGGGAUACUAGAUUUAACUUUCUGGAAUUAAGAAUUGAGUACCUCUAAAGUAUAAGUGUCAAAUCUGCAACCAGUAACUUAAAAAUCCUACUGUUCCAUCCCAGGCCUUUUUGCAAGAAAGAGUUGGGUCACCUCUCAAUCUGGUUAAAACACAGAUCCAAUUUCGUUUCGUUUUUAUAGUUCAAAAUUUCGUUUUACUUGUCUUUACUACACUUGGAUCUGGAAGCGUUGUUAUUUAACUUGUGUUCUGCUUGAAAUUAGGGGUCAGCCAAUCAAAUGGUCUGUCGAAUCGAGCGUUUGACCUUUUUUGCGCGGAACUGUGGGUAGACAUUAGCGGCAAUAGAAAUCAAAACAAAGCAAAAGUAGAUUAAAAAUACAUGGCGGUCGCUAAUUGGUUAAUCGAAUGACUGACGUAAUCGGGUCAAAUGUCGCUUGCUUGGUACCUGAUGUCAUAUAACGUGAACUCCCACUAUAACUUGUUAGAUCUACAUGUAGUGUAGGCCAUCGAAAGUAUAAAAAACGAAACGAAAUAUAGAUCUAAACUUGGGAUUAUUUUUGGAUCUCGUCUUUUUCUCUCAGUGCCCAGUCGAUGUAUUGAAAAUAUAUAUCAUAUUAAACCCAAAAUGAUGUAAAACCUUCUUUUUCUUUCUGUCUAACGAUUGGACCAAAUCCCCUUUGUUCCUUGCUUUAUAUCCAAUGGUAAAAAUAAUAUUUAAAUGGCCCACGGUCAUAGAAAGACGUUGAACACCCUAUUUCAGGUAAUGAACAACCUUGCCAUAUUUGUGAUUAUUUGAUUAUGGAUGUUCUUAUAUUUAUUGUAUUGCACCUUUAUUCCAAAAUAUAUUCUUGCCUAUUCUGUGAUUAGUGGUGCUUUUUUCAUCUAUUAUGUCCAAUUGCCUCCCCUCAGAUACAUAACCAGAUUUAGACCACUAGAACUGGUUAAUUUAACUUUCUUUCUACUGUUAGUUAAUAUAACUUUCUUUCUACAAGUUGGAUUUAGACCACUACUGUUAGUUAAUAUAACUCCCUUUCUACAAGUUGGAUUUAGACCACUACUGUUAGUUAAUAUACCUCCCUUUCUACAAGUUGGAUUCAGACCACUACUGUUAGUUAAUAUAACUCCCUUUCUACAAGUUGGAUUCAGACCACUACUGUUAGUUAAUAUAACUCCCUUUCUACAAGUUGGAUUCAGACCACUACCAUUAGUUAAUAUAACUUUCUUUCUACAAGUUGGAUUCAGACCACUACCAUUAGUUAAUAUAACUUUCUUUCUACAAGUUGGAUUUAGACCACUAGAACUAGUUAAUAUAACUUUCUUUCUGCAAGUUAGAUUUAAACCACUACCAUUAGUUAAUAUAACUUUCUUUCUGCAAGUUAGAUUUAGACCACUACCAUUAGUUAAUAUAACUUUCUUUCUACAAGUUAGAUUUUUAAUUGUAAUAGGUAUAGAUAAUAAAUAAUCAUUCCUUUUAGUCAGAGGAUAAUAAAUGAGAUAUUAGAAGCUGUAAAUAAUGAUUAUUGUUCAAACAAGUAGGAUAGUACUAUAGACCGGGAACUGACCAUGUUGUUGCAUGAAAUUCAAAAAUCUAAUUCACAAAAUCGACGCAGAAUUGUUCAAAGAAGAAGCAUGCCAAUUUUCGUGUCAAUCGGACUUGAAUUGACAGAACCGUUGGUGUUUUCGAAGAGCGUCACCCCAAGAACAAGCACAAGAUGAGUAGCAGUUCCUGUUCCAAAAAAACACAAUAAAUGCCACGUUGAAGAACAGGUGGUUUGAUCCCUCUACAAUCUAACUUAACUAAUGUUUGGGUUUUAACAGUAGGCUACACGUAUGGGAAAUCAGAUUUCAUCUGUCUAAAAAUGUUAUUGACUAUUUGUUUUUGUAUUCUUGUCACAUAAUGUUUUGUUAUUAUUAGAUGUGCUCUUGUAAAGAUAUUUAUUAAUUGUUAUUAGAUGUGAUGUCAGCAUUGAAAAUGUUUCAUUAAUUACAAUGUUUUAGUAGAUUGAUCGUUAUCUGUACAAAAAUUAUAAAUGUUGUUUAACUCGAUACCAGAGUUGGUCCAAAUUAUCAUUUUGAGUAAGAGCUAAUGUUAAAUAUUGUCACAAAAUAUGUUUGUAAAAUUGACAGGCAAAUUGUUUGAAGUGACAGUUUUGUUACACUGACCCUGGAAUUAUUGUUUGUUGUACUUGACAAAAUAUCUAGCACUACUGAAUUAGUACCAGACAUUUGUGUCGGACAUUGUCUGUGUCCGGUGCUUUAUUUCCAGGCUUGUUAAUACUUGUUUAAGAUAUAAAACUAGGAAUAUACAAUAUAGGACGUUAAAUUACAAUAUCUUGAUGUCUGAUUGGGUAUAUUCUUCGCCGGAUGUUUGCCUACUUGUAUACACGGGCAAAUAAGCAUCCAUGUUUUAAACCUGAUUUCAUCAUUUUCUGGUGUUUAGUGUUGGAGAUAUUUUUCUGCAAUGUUUCAAUAUUACUCUGUGGUGGUUGUUGUUGUAAGAUAAUAUGUAUGCUGGAUCAUACACCUACGAGUAUCAUAUAUUUAUAACUUUACUUUCACUUUCCCUUACGACAUUCUCACCCAGUAUCAUUUACUACAGGGCAGAUUUUGGUGAGAUCCCACCCAACUACCUUGUGAUGACGAAGCCCAUCUUAAUAAAUAUGAGGGGCUUGUUAAUUACUGUUUAAACAGCAUUCAGUAAUUGAACAAUUCUAUGGAAGACAGUUCCUGUAUUUUAAUCAGGGCUAGGUUACUACAACGAUUAUCUUGUCAUUUUCAUUCACGGUAGAAAUGUAGCUCUGAUUAAAUUGCACCCCACCUUCAUGAUAUUGGUUUUUAUAAUGGCCAAUAUCUUGUAUAUUUUAUAUAUGGAACUCGCUGUCAGGCAGAUAUAAUCAUUUGAAUGGACCCCAAAUACAGCAGUUUUAUAGUGUAACCCUUGUGAAUAGCAUGCAGGGGUUUCAGGUGCAUUAGUCCAUGUCAGUGAAGCCCUUGUUAUAACCAACUGAGUCAAGCUCCAAUACAGCAUUAUAGUGAAACUGGAACCUUUGUGAAUAGCAUGAAAGGGGAUUCCCAUGAAUUAUAUUGCAGGAAUAGGGUUUUCCACCUCAAAACAGUGCUACAGUGAAGCCCUAGUUACAACCAUUUGAACCUUGUGAAUAUUAAGAAAGGGGAUUCCCCAUGAAGGAGUAGGGUAGUCCACCAUAAAACAGUAAAGCCCGAGAAUUAU